AGGUGUUAUCUAGAUAAGUGUUUGUUUUACGACUAAACGAUGUGUGGUAAAGUCGGGCUAUGGCUGUUUCUGGUAGUUCCUGUAUUAGGGACUGACUACCAAGUCACCAUAUAUCCAAGUUAUCUAUCACAAGGUGGUCGAACACAUUUCGAGACUGACCGCUGGGAUGGCCAUAAUGGACUGGAUUCUCAGAAUUUCAUUGCCAAGGCAAAGUCAAUUGCUACUGAAAGUGGUAGAUGGCUGAACCGUGACUUGAACGGACGGAUAUUCCAAAAUACACCCCAAGACCCUAAUCAUCAUGGUUAUCCUGAUCCAAACCAUUUUAAAGACCCAACUUUUGUCCAGAAUAUAUGUGCUAAGUAUAAAAAAAAUCUUCAAGGAUAUGGAAACGAUUUGGAUAUCGUCAUGGAAAUCAAGGGGCUCUACUGGCCAAAGUGGAUGAACACUUCGCAACACGGUGGAAAGUUUCCUAAUAAUUUAGAUGCAGGCUCUGAAUUUAUAGUUUUGCUUUUCAAGUCUAUUAAACAAUGCACGCAUGGUAUCAUACCGAAGUACUUCGAGGUCAUAAAUGAACCAGAUGCAGCUUGGAAAUAUAUUAAAUGGAACACAGUCAUUGAUUUCCAUAAGAUUGUUGCAAAAAAGCUAAAGCGUCAGUUCCCAGGGAUUAAAGUUGGCGGGCCAACAAAAAACGGUGCGAUUUCCGGAAGUGACAAGAACGAUUUCCGUAUAUGGGAGUUUUCUCGACAGUUUCUUGAUAUGUCUCUAGACCAUCUAGAUUUCUUUUCCUUUCAUCCAUACAACUUUUUCUUAGUGAAGGGUAACAACUAUCGAUUUGAAGGUAUAAAUGAAGCGAGAUUAGCAGGGUUCAUUGAUUUAGUGGAAAGUUACGCAAAUCAAAAGAAGGGCCGUUCUGUUCCUCUUAUAAUUAGCGAGUAUGGUUUAAGCCAAGUACGGGGAAUUAACGUAAAUAAACCAAAUCCUUUCAUAGACUGGGCAUAUAUCAAUCAACAUAACAGCCACAUGUUCACGUAUUUGAAUUUUCGAAACGUGAUUGACAGAGCUAUUGGAUUCAUGCUGUCAUAUGCAACCACCCUAGGUCAGGCAUCGUUACAUUACAGCCUUUUCCAUCGUGAUGGAAGUUUUGCUAAUGCUGCCAAGGCUUACAAAUUUUGGCAUCAUUUAUCCUACCAAAAUCAAUUUCUACGAAUUGAUAGUCCGUUUGACAACAAAGAGAGAAAAAUUUCGCCCUUAGCUUUGGGUAAUCCAAACAAUGGUGACAUACUCAUUUUACUGCAUAACUAUGACAGGUCACAAGCAAGAAUUAAGCUUAAUUUCGAUCGUCACUGGUUUACGCCGUCUUCGGGGAUUUCGCAUUGUCAAUACCUUAACACCCAAAAACAACCAGUUUUAAAAGAAUGGAAAUCCAUGCAUGUUUCGAACGGAUAUGUUACAGUUCCGGCGGACGGUAGUUGUAUUUUUGUUUUUCACUCCAAAUAUAAUUUUCACAAUAUUCACACUAUUAAGGAAACUACUUAUUAUGGAAAGAAAAUGGUAAUGAGAAUAAAGAAAGAUUGCACCAUUUGUAUUUUCUCCUGCGCAUCGUGUACCUAUGCAGUAUCAUCAACUGUAAACGUCCAUUCACUUGGGAAUGUUAAGUACGCACGACUUAGAAUCGGAGUAAGUUUGCCAGGUAAAUCAGGUGGAAAUCCGACCCCGAAAACUGUUCUGAUCAACAAUCACCACGUGACAGCAUAUUAUCAACUUUUUGCACCAGGACGAGGUCACGAAGAUACCAGAUGGGAAAUAUAUGAAUACCGAAUUCCCGCCAAUUUCUUGCGCUCAAAUUCUAAUGAGGUUAAGGUUGAAUUCAACCAAUCAGGAGGCUAUGUUUCAACAGUUGCGCUUUUAAUCGGUAACUAGUUUCGAUGAUUAAAGUUAAUAGCUUUAUAUUAUAUUUGUUAUUUUUAUAUGAUGCUUACAAAAUUGGCAUUCAUUUUUACGAAUAUUUAGUCAAAAUUGUCUUUUCUGUCCGUCAACAAUGUUUGUAUACACACAAGCUCCAAUUGUACAGGCUGGAUGCUGAUUACACUACACAGUUUUUGUGCACUAUAUGUAGAUACGCAUUUUAUUUUUGCUGUCAUUUUUUUUUAACACUUAACUUUUGUGCUAUGAUUUCAGUGACAAUUGAAAAAGGAAUAACAUUCUAUUCCAAAUUUACCCUGUGUCAAAAAUUCUAAAUGAAUGCAAAAAUACAUGAAAAAUUGCAUAUAUAGUGGUCGAAUUUUAAUGACACUUUAUAUUUACAUAUAUGCUAAAUUAUGUCAUUGUGUCCAAAUUUACGAAAAUGUAUAUUCCAUGAUUUAUUCUUUAUAUGCAUCAGUAUUUUGUUUUUGUGUUUUGUCCUCAAAAAAAAAUAUGCAAGCGGUUGGGGGUUGGGGUACCGGUGGGUUGGCUGACAUGUCACUUUUCUAGUUUUACAUCAAUUUCAGUUUUAUUUGUUUCAUGACUAUUUACAAACAUUCAAAACAUUAGUAUUUCCUUUUGAUUAUGUUGGUUUGUUAAAGAACUUUCGGUACGCACCCCCUGGGUUGUCUACGGGUAGAAUCUUCUUGUUUUAUGUUUGGUGUUUUGCGAACUAUUAUUUGUUCGUCUUUUUUCUCUUGCUAAUAAGUUUGUCACUGCAUUCGAUGUAAGGCCACGUAAGAAAUCACUAGUGGAGAAGGAAAAUUUAAUGUUGAUCCUUCCGGAGCACCUGAUUUCUUCCCCUUCUUCUGUGAGGUUAGAAUUACGCAUAGUUUUCUGUGUAGUGUUUUGUGGAUUCAUUUUCUCUCAAUCUUUUUGACCAUGGUGUGGUUUGUUUUUCUUGUUUUUCUUGUUUUUUAUUCCCCCCAUUUGAUUUUCUCACCCUUUUUAACAUUCCUCACAAAAAAGGCUUUCGUCCGCUCGUCAGUUAAGUUUGGAGCAUGAUCCAAACUAUUAUUUAGAGCAAGCUAAUAAAUAAAAAAUUGAAUGUUUGCAAAGGGGUCAUAAAAAUUAAAUACAAAACUAGAGGUAUUUCCAGCUAAGUUAAAAACGGUACUCUCAUCCCUUCCAAAGUCCAUUAUUUCUUUUUGCAAAAUUAAUCUUUCACCAUUUUAGAAGCUGCACUAUGCAUGUCUUUUAUAGUGUUUUAGUUUUGUGACCUAUCAUCUAGAUAGUCAAAAGAGGUAGUUUUGCGCACGUAAAAUGGUUAAAUCCCACCAAUUUGGGCCUGUACCAAGAAUUCUUUGGAAUAUAUGUUUGUCUUUGUCUGUAGGUCUUUUUUUUUCGGUGGAGUUGAUGUAAGGGGAUAGUGUGCUUUUUUCAAUUGUGUGGUAGUUUUUGUAUUUCCUGUUCUACCCUUUUCUGUAUAAUUCAUAUGACGAGUGGAUUUGCUUCUCUAAUUAGAAAUGCUGUGGAAUCACAUAACAAUGUAAAAUGUCUUUGCAUAUACUCAUAAUAAUUUCAAUAUGAUUUAUUGUUAUUUUAGAAACAAUAAAUAACACCAACAAGAUAACUAUUUCAAUUUUUAUAGAUUACUAUCUGUAGCUACUAAGAAAAAUCCGGAAAGCUGGUAAAAGUUAUGAUGAUUUAUUACAGCUCAAGAAGACGUUUUCUCCAAACUCUAUGUCAAGUUGUCUUGUAAAUCGAAUGUUAUGUUUUUCCAUUUUAAGAAUUUUCAAAGCAAUAACAAAAAAAGACUGAACGCACAGCGACUCAAUCAUGCAAACACUGAUAACAAAAUUUUUUUUUAAGGUAAGCCCCAAAUAAACUUCAAAAUACAUGUAAAACACGAUCCUAACAAAUCAGAAGAACAACAAAUAAUAUAUGUGUUUUCAAAAGAAACUAUCAGAACGGGGUAAAAAGGAUGUUUAAGCCUAUUUGAUAAAAUACAUGACGAUUAGUAUAAUCAUGAAACUUUGUUGUCACUUGAUACUUUUGUAGCAAGCAUAUUGAAUUAUUGCCCGAAAGAAUGGGGAUUUCAUAUGGCACCAAAUACCGAAAAAGUUCAUUUGUAUUAUUUAAAACGUGUUCGUAAAGUCAAAAUAAGUGCUGUCACUAAUAUGAUUUAUUGUGAAUUCGGUAGUUUGCCUAUUUCCAUUGAAAGGCAAUAUAGAAUAGUCAAAUAUUGGUUAAAAAAUGUGAGUACAGAAAAUCUUAUAUUAAAGAACUGCUGUGAUGAGAUGUUUGAAAGAAGUUGUAUUAAAAAGAAGAAUAAACAAAACUGGUGUUGUAAGUUUAGAGAUUGUUUAGAUAUGGAUUUAAUGAUGUUUGGUUAGGCUAAAGUGUAGUGUGUAAAGAUAUUUUUCUAUUACAAUUGAAAGAAAUAAUGCUUGAUGCAUUCAUUAAUGAAGUAACUGCGUUUUUUUUUGAGAAUUCAAGUAAAUGUCAUUUUCAUAGAUAUAUGUAUAGUACACAUGCUUUGCAAUUUUAUUUAGAUAGACCUAUAAAAAUAUAUAUAAACCAUAUAUUUGUUAAUAUCGUAUAUCAGCUCAUAAUUUAAGCAUAGACAUAGGCAUUUAUGAUAAUGUUGAUAAAAAUAAUGACUAUGUACAAGUUGUAAUAGUUGCUCUAUUGAAAAUGAAUAUCAUUUUAUAAUUGAAUGUCAAAAAUAUAGUCAAAUCCGAGAAAAGUAUAUAAAAAAGUAUUAUUGGAGAAAUCCAUCUGCAUACACACUUAUCCAAUUGUUAUCUGUCAGAAAUAUUGAAGAAUUACAUGAGUUAGGUAUAUUUUUAAAAUCAGCAGAAAAACUUAGAAUUUAAUCACAUGUUUAUAGUAUAUUUGUUCUCACAUAUUGUUUUUAUUAAAGUAUAUCAUUCUCCGCUCGUAUUUCGUAUUUUGUAUUAUGUAUUUUAUUUUAUUUCGUGUACACCUUUAUAUCUAUAUAUUGUGUAAUUCAAGAAUAUUUUGUAAAAAUUUUAAUCAUUGAUGCAUAUAAAAUUAUUAUUAUUAUGAGUAUGUAUCCUAUACGCUGUAUUUGCUUUUAAAAUAAAGUAUUAUCAUUCAUU
This is a messenger RNA of Mytilus californianus (California mussel), 5027 nucleotides long. RefSeq names its product beta-porphyranase A-like. NCBI's taxonomy places the organism in Eukaryota, Metazoa, Mollusca, Bivalvia, Mytilida, Mytilidae. The transcript is spliced from 3 exons. The coding region runs from base 40 to 1920 and encodes 626 amino acids. The record is from RefSeq and is a predicted model, not a curated record.